Messenger RNA from Linum trigynum, 1116 nucleotides. NCBI's taxonomy places the organism in Eukaryota, Viridiplantae, Streptophyta, Magnoliopsida, Malpighiales, Linaceae. The record is from the annotation of a GenBank genome assembly.
AUGGCUCUGCCCACCGGAAACGGGAACGGCGUCCUGUUUCCCGCGAUGUUGCAGGUCACUAGCAGCAGGCUGAGGCUGAGCCCUAACUCGGAGCACAAGCCGGAGGCCUACGACGACCUGCAAUUGGAGUUCAGCCCUCUCCUCUUCAGCUCACUGGAGCGUUACUUGCCUCCGGCGAUGCUCAAUUUGUCCCGUGAUGCGAAAAUCCAGUUCAUGAGAGACAUCCUCGUUCGUUACUUCCCUGAGGCCGAGCGAACUCGCGUCCAAAAGCAAAGGGAAUACAGGGAGAGGAUUAUGUCUAACUAUCAGCCUCUUUACAAGGAGCUUCAAACCCUUGAUGAGACGAAAUUUUUUGUCCCAUCAUUUCUCCAAGCAGUCAAUGCAGGCACAGAGGAGAGUUUCAGAAAAAUCAUAAUAGAACCCACACCUGGAGUCUACUCAUUUGAAAUGCUUCAGCCAAAUUUCUGCGAAAUGUUGAUUUCUGAGGUGGAAAACAUUGAGAGGUGGGUGCAUGAUACAAAAUUCAAAAUCAUGCGGCCAAACACAAUGAACAAAUAUGGUGCUGUGCUUGACGACUUUGGCCUGGAACCAAUGCUUAAUAAGCUGAUGGAUGUUUAUCUACGUCCAAUGGCAAAAGUUUUCUUCCCCGAGAUUAGCAGAUUAGCGCUGGAUUCUCACCAUGGUUUCAUUGUCGAGUAUGGAGCUGAUAAAGAUGUUGAGCUCGGUUUCCAUGUCGAUGAUUCAGAAGUCACCUUGAAUGUUUGCUUAGGUAAGGACUUCUUUGGCGGAGAAUUGUACUUCCGUGGUGUUCGGUGCGAUAAACAUGUGAACACAGUACCCCACCCAGAGGAAAUAGGGGAUUAUUCCCAUAUUCCAGGACGUGCAGUUCUUCAUCGAGGUCGCCAUAGGCAUGGUGCCAGAGCCACAACUUCUGGGCAACGGUUAAACCUGAUUUUGUGGUGCAGAAGUUCGGCAUAUCGAGAGCUGAAGAGAUAUCAGACCGAAUUCUCUAGUUGGUGUGGGGAGUGUCUUCGUCGGAAAAAAGAAAGGCAGCACAGGGCAGUUGCAGCAACCAAAAUGGAACUGCUGAAGCGGGAUGGUAUAUCUACAUCGUGA